This is a messenger RNA of Gordionus sp. m RMFG-2023, 2546 nucleotides long. RefSeq lists its product as uncharacterized. Lineage: Eukaryota; Metazoa; Nematomorpha; Gordioida; Chordodea; Parachordodidae. The coding region runs from base 384 to 2387 and encodes 667 amino acids. The transcript is spliced from 11 exons. Gene Ontology annotation, molecular function: oxidoreductase activity; copper ion binding. The record is from RefSeq and is a predicted model, not a curated record.
AGAAUCCGUUUGUUAAUUGUUUUUUUAAAUUUCGAGAUUCAUAGUUGUUAGGACAAAUUUUCGAUAAUGUGGAAGAAAUAAAUUUUGCAAAACGUAAAUUCUGUUAAAAACAUAAGGUCACAGUUCGGUUUGGAGGCGAUUUUCUAAGUUCUGACCCUCGAUAUAACUAAACAAAACUGCCUUUUUUUUAUAGUUUUGGAUAUUACAGAAAAUCUAUAAUUUUCUACCGGCCUGGACUGAGCCAAGCCGAUUACAAUGAAAAAACUCCCAGAACUAAUUCCAGAAGUUGAAUGGCCACUCCAAACCCAGAAAACUUGACAGUUCGGUUUCUUUAAUAGAAACAUAUUUAAAUAAUAUACAAAGGGGGUCCUAAAUAAAUUUAAAUGUUUUCGAUUAUAAUUACAUUGAUCUUAACGAUCCUGGGAUCUGAAUUCUUUACAUCUUUAUCAAGUGUUAUUUCAAAACAUUCAUGUGAUCGAUUUUGCGAUGGUAAGAUAAAAGUGUGUGAUUUUGAAUUUCGAAUAACUUUUUCAAGGACCAUGGCAGAAAAUGUGUGCGGAAAGUGUCCUUUUAUCAUCAAAGAUUGUUAUAAAGAGUUUUGCAUAGUUGCCGAUGGAACUGAAAGACCUAUUUUUUUAGUCAAUGAAAAAUUUCCUGGUCCAGAAAUUAAAGUAUGCGAAAAUGAUAUAGUCAAGGUUAACGUUAAGAACAUGUUGAUCAACGGAGAAGCCAUAACCAUUCAUUGGCAUGGGGUAUAUCAAAUAAAGACUCCUUAUAUGGAUGGGACACCUAUGGUAACCCAAUGUCCUAUAAUAGGUGGAUCGACAUUCCAAUAUGUAUGGAAAGCACAACCUGCUGGCACCAAAUUUUGGCAUGCCCACACAGCCCUACACAGAGUAGACGGGAUUGUUGGAAGCUUGAUUGUUAAUCCUAUUCCUACUCAUGCUUAUAAAACUUACAAGGGUUCUACAGGUUUUAAUAAUAUAAACGAGAUAAUCGUAAUAAUUCAGGAAUGGAAAAAUUCACUCUCCCCUUUUCACUUUAUAAAAGAUGAUGAGUCUGCUCCGUCGCUACUAAUAAAUGGAAGGCAGGGUGUAUUUCCUCUUUCACCCCCAAGUUAUUUCUUAGUUAAACAAUACGAUACAGACCCGAAUGAUUUGUUUUUUGAUACCUUACCUUAUGUCAGAUUUAUAAGUAACGGUUUCUUGUAUUGUCCAAUAGAAAUAGUUAUUCAAGAUCAUUUUAUGAUUAUAGUUGACAUAGAUGGAUACCCAAUAGAUAAACCAUAUCAUGCCAUCGAUAUUCUUACCAUAUUUCCUGGGGAGAGAUACGAUGUCAAAAUUUUGCUUAAAGAAGAUUAUUUAAAAUAUGAAAAAGAACUAGACACCUUAAUUCUCUUAAAUAACACUUAUAAAGAACCGUUGAGGUCAAAUACUUUUUUUAGUUAUAAUAACUUUAGAAAAACAUUCUACGAAAUGAGGAUUUGGAGUUCCGGAGAUUGUGAUCAUGGAAAUAUGGUGGCAAACGCUUCAGCAUAUAUAAUUUAUGCACCAAAUAAACAUUUUUCUGAAUCUGAUACACUAAAAGUUAUAAAAAACGAAAUAUUUAAAUCAGAUCGGAUGUUACAACAAAUUCAUAAAGAAUUUAAAACUGGAGAUUAUCAUUACCAUAACAAAAUAAUAGCGAAUCCUGUCCAUUUUAAAAAUUUUGGACACUCAAUUAAUCAACUUCCAAUAACAAAUUUUAAGAGCAUGAAGGAAGUAUCUUUAAAACCAAUUUAUGGGACACCAGAUGUCAAACUAUACUUGUUUACCGACAGUUAUUUAUUAGGAGAAGAUAUUCCAAUGUUCGACAAUAUAUCUUUCAAGCCACCCUCUGCUCCUCUAUUAUCCCAACCGUUGGAUGUACCGAAAAAUGAAAUUUGUAAUAUUGAUUCUCGGCCAGAGUGUAACCAUAUAAUGUGUUCUUGUACCCAUUUAUACAACAUAAAAUUAAAUUCACUGGUGGAAUUAAUUAUCGUUGACGAAGGCUUAAACGGGGAUUACGAUAUCCAUUCUAUACAUUUGCAUGGUUAUUCUUUUAGAUUAUUAGCCCAAGAAAAGUUGGCAACCAACAUCUCGGUUCACGAGGUAAAGAAAUUGGAUCAGCAUGGAAAACUUAAAAGAGAUCUAAAAUCACCUGUUAUAAAAGACACCGUGGCAGUUCCUAAUGGAGGCUAUGUCAUAAUUCGUUUUGUAGCUGAUAAUCCUGGUUAUUGGAUGCUGCAUUGUCAUUUGGAUUUUCAUUUCAUGAAAGGGAUGGCUCUUUUAUUCAAAGUCGGCGAGCAAAGAGAUAUGGGUCGGGUACCUUUAAAAUUCCCAAAAUGUGGUAAUUGGGCACCUACCUAAGAAAAAUCAAUUUAUUGAAAUUUAAAAAAUAUUUAUUCAAACUAUAACUCAAUUUACUAUAAAUAAUUUAUACUUUGCUUAUUCUAGUUACAUUUUGGUAAUUAAAUGCAAUAGUUAUUAUUUCAUUUCAAUAAUAAAUUAAAUGGCUAAUUACAUUAA